Molecule: messenger RNA, 870 nt
Organism: Lasiosphaeria miniovina
Lineage: Eukaryota; Fungi; Ascomycota; Sordariomycetes; Sordariales; Lasiosphaeriaceae
Exons: 4
Coding region: 1-870 (289 amino acids)
Source: RefSeq, a predicted model, not a curated record
AUGUUUGCCUUCUCAAGGAGAACUGUCUGCCAUCAGACUCCUCGAAGAAUUCGGAACCGAGUUGUUAUCCUGGAGCGGCCAUCCUCUACGGCUUCCCGCAGAAUUUCCUUCGAUGAGCAUGUACGAGAUUGUAACUCGUUGCAGGCGCUGGACAAGGUCAUCAGGUUCGCUACCAGUGGAGCAUGGGACAUCCAUAACACAACUGUUCUCUAUGCCUUCUCGUACCAGUCGGAUAGGAACAACAACGACCGCAACCCAGAGUGCCACCAGCUGCUAGCCCAGAUUCUACAGGCCAAGAAGCUAAGGGUGAUGGAGCGAGAGGACGUCGACUUUGGAGAUGGCCACACGGCCAUCCUCAUCCAGUCCUUCCAUCCAUCGUGCGCGGUCAACAAUGACGAGUUCAGGCCAGAGUACCGGGCGCUGCUGAUCCAUCACUUCAUUGCCGCCUUUGCAGAGCUCCAUGGCAAGCAUGAACUUCUCGAGGACGUCGAAGACAUUCGACAGCUUCGCCUCAAGAAAGGGCAGCACAGUCCAAAGGACACAACGAACUUCGCGUCGUGGGAGGCUGCGGCUUUAUUUCCAGGGCACUCGAGAUGGAGACGAAAUAUUCUGGUCUGGAAGGGUCGUUCCCAGUCGAGUGGGCCGACGAUGGACCGUAUGACAGGUUUCGGAACUGGGGACAACAUCUUAACAACAUCCAUCACCAAAGCCAUGGCCUACUGGGAGCACCAUUUCAGUGACGACCCCUUAUAUGACCAGGUCGUAGACUUGCUUCGCUUGCAUGGCGGCCAACAGCUCGGCUGGCUUAAUGCUUCAGGCACCACCGAUAACAACACCGCCCCUGAGAUGCCACCGUCCCUAGAAGCCUAG